Cloeon dipterum is the source of this 2263-nucleotide messenger RNA. RefSeq names its product sialin-like. The record is from RefSeq and is a predicted model, not a curated record. Gene Ontology annotation, cellular component: membrane. The transcript has 10 exons. The coding region runs from base 386 to 1873 and encodes 495 amino acids. Gene Ontology annotation, molecular function: transmembrane transporter activity. Gene Ontology annotation, biological process: transmembrane transport; monoatomic anion transport. NCBI's taxonomy places the organism in Eukaryota, Metazoa, Arthropoda, Insecta, Ephemeroptera, Baetidae.
UCUCGUCGGGCUUGCCCAUUGAAUUGGCUAAUGACUAAAUAGCGAUCCCCGUCUGAAAUCACAAUUGUAGUUGGAGAGUGCGGAGCUGUCGAAAUAAAAUUCAUUGAGUGGCUCCACUUUUCUUUGAUACACUCUGCUAUAUGCAUGUGGCUGCCCCAAAAUCGUUCAUCGUUUCGUCACGCGCGUGUACGCGCACUUUUGUUUGCCUUACGAGACGGGCCGAGAGUUUGCUAGUCGUUAUCGCUUGCACCAAAUACAAAUACAGGUACGAUUCGCCGAGAUUUAUUGUUCGCACCGCAUCAGGAAGACAUUGCUGACCUUCACAAUCGCGUUUUGGCCGGAUAUGUUCAGUUGUUGAUUUCAUGCACAGAUCCACACUCCAGCCAUGGCGUGCGCAGAAAAUGUUCCGACCCGGUUCGUGCUGGGGAUCAUGAUUUUCUGGGGCGCCCUAACGGCGUUCGUCCUCAGAGCCAGUCUCAGCCUCAGCAUUGUCACAAUGGUCGGCAAGAGACCCAGGGGACAAAAUUCCACCGCAAAUGGCACUUCCACGACUGGAUGCGCAGUAGAGCCCGUCUUUCACAACACUUCAGCACUAUUUACAAACCUAACCGACCUAGGAGAGAACGAACUUCAGGAUGAAGCCGGCGAGUUUGAUUGGAGUGAGCAGCUGCAGGGAACCAUCCUGAGCUCUUUCUUCGUGGGCUACCUGUUUUUCCAGCUACCAGGCGGCCGCUUGGCAGAACUAAUCGGCGGCCGCAUUGUCUACGGCUUCACCGUGUUAAUUCCGUCCUUGCUGGCUGCACUCGUACCUUUGCUGACGCGCGUCCACUACGGAUACCUCAUCGCCAUCAGGAUUGGCCAGGGUCUCUUCCUGGGUGCCAUGUUCCCGACCGCUUCGGUCCUUGUCACCAAAUGGGUACCUUUGCAUGAACGAGCCAGAUUCAUGUCUACCUUUAACAUGGGUGGAACGUUAGGGUUGGCAUUGGUGAUGCCGGUCUGCGGCCUUAUCAUCGACUUGCUGGACUGGCCAGCGCUUUACUAUAUAACAGCGGCACAGGGUGUGAUUUUCUCGAUCUGCUGGUUCGCUUUAGUCCACGACUCACCAGACAAGCAUCCCAGAAUAACGCAGUUUGAAAAGAGACACAUUGAGCUGGGCCUGGUGAAAGGACCUGUCAAGAAACUGCCGAUUCCGUGGGUCAGGGUUUUGACGUCCCUCCAGUUUUGGGGACCCUUUCUCAGUUCCUUUGGAAGCGAUUGGGGCUUUUACACGUUCCUCACGCUUGGUCCCAAGUACAUGGCGAGCAUCCUCGGCGUUGACAUCAGAGAGAAUGGAAUUUUGUCGGCGCUUCCAUUUCUCUGCCGUUACAUAUUCGGUAUAAUCAUUGGAAUGAUUUUCGAUCUGUGCCUUCGGAGACGUUGGAUGGCGUUGGUGCACUUGAGAAAACUUGCUGUUUGUUUUUCGCACUUGAUGCCAGCGUUGGCACUUUUAGCUUUCCCACUAGCUGGAUGCAACACGACUUUGGCCGUUGCCAUUAUUUGUACUGCAAUGGGCUGCAACGGCGCCAUUACUUCGGGCCACAUCCAGGCUUACAUGGACGUGGCCCCCAAUUUUGCAGGAACGCUCGGGGGCCUGAAGAACGGUCUGUGUUCGCUGGCGGGCCUCCUUUCUCCGGUUAUCAUCGGCGCUAUACUGCAGCAAGACGCCAGUAUUGUCGGUUGGCGAAUUUCGUUUGCCUUGUCAGCCGUGAUUUUCGCCAGCUCCUGCGUCCUCUUCCUCGCCACUUACACGGGCAGGGUGCAGUCGUGGAACGAUUUGUCAGACCAGCGCGACAGAGAGGCGUCAAAACCUAUGCGCCCCAUUUUUAAAACUUAAAAAAGCAACUCAACUUUGAAUUUAAAAAAAAAAAAACCAAUGUGGGUUGAAUUUUAAUGUCAAGUUGAUUUUACAAAGGAAUUGGAAAAUUAUUAAAAGAAAAAUAGUAGCAGCUAUUUCGGCCCCGCAGGCCUCAGAUUUACCUCCAAAAUAAAAUAGAACGAAUGAAUGAGACCCAUCCGCCUGCACCUGCUUUCAUCUCUCAAACGAGCAGCGGAAUCGACAAACCCGCAACUUUAAAAAAUUCAAUGCUGAAAAUUACAUCCUGAAGGCUGCUAGCGGUGCCCAUUCAACAAUUUUUCGACACUUUUAUUUGUAGAAAAUAUUGUAAAAUCAAUUAAAUAACUGCCCCACUUGUCAAUAAAACAGAUUAUUAAUAACCGAACUGGU